AUGACAAAUAAUAAUGUGACAUGCUUGCAUACGUCUAAUACAAUUGCUUUAUGGACAAUAAUUUUGCUAGUUGUACCAAACAUUUUGAAUUGUAUUUCAAUUUUAUUAUUAAUAUUGAUUUCAUCGCAUGUGAAACGUUUCAAGAAUAUUACGGAAGAAAUUGCCAGCAACACAAAUUGGUUAGCACGAACAGCGCGACGUGCUAGUUUUGGACCAACGGCAAAAUUAGCACUUCUAAAUUAUGCCACAUACAUUCCGGAGAUAAAACAGAAUAUGCAAAUUAUUUCAUUACCUUCAGUUCAACAUCAUGCAUUUCAAGCAGCUAUGGAUUCGUCAACUAUCAGAGUUGACGGAUUGCAAAUGCUCGAUGAAACAUUCUCUCAGCGAACACAAUUGCGACAAUUUGAAUUAGUGGUGGAGAAGAAAAGUAUUUUUGUAAAUGCUCAUUAUCUAGCAGAAUUAUCACCUUACUUUAAAGUGUUAUGCUUUGAUGAUACAUUUCGAGAAGCGCAGAAUGGUCGAGCUGAGAUAGAAGAUGAAGCAUAUGAUGAAGUUAUUGAAUUACUUCGUUUCAUAUGUCCAAAUAGUGAUUAUGUUAUCAAUAGAAACGUUACAGAAAACAAUUUUUCUAUGCUUACUCAUUUCUCAAAUUUGAUGCAAUUACGAGAUUUACGACGUCAACUUGAAGGUUAUGUUGAAAACGAAGUUCGUAUGGAGAAUUAUAGGCCAAGAGAUGAGAAUUUAGUAGAAAUGAUCACUGAGGCAAUGAAUGCUUCUUUUUCACCAAGUCUUAUGGACAUUAUGUAUCAAAAAUUAGCUCGAAUUGAUUUGAAUCAUAUUAAAGCUCUUAUUAAAAAUCUCCCAGAUCGAUAUGCACAUGCAAUAUUAGAAGGUGCUCAAAAAUUUUUUCGUCUUUAUCCUAUGCAAUUGCCAUAUCGAUCAUCGUACAGUUAUGAUCAAUUUCAGCAGGGAAUCUUUUAG
This is a messenger RNA of Brugia pahangi, 981 nucleotides long. Lineage: Eukaryota; Metazoa; Nematoda; Chromadorea; Rhabditida; Onchocercidae. The record is from the annotation of a GenBank genome assembly.